AUGGUACUGGCUCCCGCAGACAGAGAUGUUACUUGUCUUCUUUUUGCUACAGCUAGUUCCUUUUACAACUCGGUUUGUGACAAGUUUCCCCCGCGAAUUGUCACAAAAUGUAAUGUACAUUUACGACCUAUUGAAUUUAAUUUGAGUGAAGAAGGCCGUGAAUCGAUGAGCUCUCCCAUUUACAACUCCGAAUGGACAUCAACUGAACCUAUUUGGUCACUCUGUUUUAAUUCUCACCAUAUGAAAGUAAAAAAAUCAUUUUUAAAAUUUAGAUUAUUUUAG
Molecule: messenger RNA, 282 nt
Organism: Meloidogyne enterolobii
Lineage: Eukaryota; Metazoa; Nematoda; Chromadorea; Rhabditida; Meloidogynidae
Source: the annotation of a GenBank genome assembly